UCUUCAGGAAGAGGGAGGCUGUCUUUUACCAUCACACAUAUGACAGCCUCUGACUCAGGAAUGUACCGGUUUGGUUUGGGCAACUCUUCUGCUCCAGAUUCAUACUCUAACUUUAACGUCAGAGUUUCAAAUGACUUUCAUAAAAACUCCAAAUUCAUCCGUGCAGAAACUGAAGGAGAACAAAUACAAUUUGGAUGUGCCAAUGCCAAACAUGGAACGAGGAAGUUCCUUUGUAAGAAUCCAUGUAACAAUGAAGGGAACGUUCUCAUUGACACAACCAAUGAGAAAGCUGAGAAUGGCAGAUACAGAAUUGAAUACAGAGCAGGAUCUGCAUUUGGACUGUACGCAGCUAUCACACAGCUGACCGAGGCUGAUACUGGACAAUACAGAUGUGGUUAUGGCAACCCUCUGACUCCAGAUUCAUACCACACUGAAGAUAUUGUUGUCAUAGGUGAUUCAAACCCAGCAGCCUCCACACCACCAACAACACAGACUCAAAGUUUCACUUCCGGAAGCUCCAAACGUUCUUCAGAUUGUCCUGACUCCUCGUUGUUUCUGGCUGUGCGUCUGUCCUUGGUUGGUGUUUUGCUGUUGUCUGUUUUUCUGCUGCUCAUGUACAUUUGUAAGAUCAGGAGGAACGCUGGACUGAACACCAGAGAAAAUCCAGACGACACAAACAUGGAGGUCCGGGAACCUUCCCCAGGCUGCUGGACCUGUGGGGAGGUGGUGGAGGGCUGA
Messenger RNA from Archocentrus centrarchus (flier cichlid), 738 nucleotides. RefSeq lists its product as uncharacterized. The transcript is spliced from 4 exons. Bases 40 to 738 code for a protein of 232 amino acids. The record is from RefSeq and is a predicted model, not a curated record. NCBI's taxonomy places the organism in Eukaryota, Metazoa, Chordata, Actinopteri, Cichliformes, Cichlidae.